Messenger RNA from Poeciliopsis prolifica (blackstripe livebearer), 4016 nucleotides. It is a transcript of the gene prrt4a, whose product is annotated as proline rich transmembrane protein 4a. The record is from RefSeq and is a predicted model, not a curated record. The transcript is spliced from 3 exons. The coding region runs from base 176 to 3064 and encodes 962 amino acids. Lineage: Eukaryota; Metazoa; Chordata; Actinopteri; Cyprinodontiformes; Poeciliidae.
GGUGCAGACCGAGACUGCAGACAUGAAGCAGCACAGAGGGAUUUAUAUGCUUGAAAAGGCUGCAGCAGAACGGAUCACUUAUGAGGUUUGUCACAAAUUGAAUCACUGACAUCCUGAUGUUUACAGUCCAAACAUGUGAACAGACAACAAUCAGUGAAGCUUGGAGACCCUCAGCAUGGGAUCACUGUGGAAAAUUUAUUUUCUUUUCCUUCUUUCAUUUUCUCUCUUACUUCACGCUACUGCUUUCACUGAAGAAAAUACCAAAGAAACACGAGAGACUGACUACUACCAAGCGACACGGUUUCUUACACAACCCACAGAAAAACUUCGGCAAUCAAGUUUGGCACAAGACAGUUUUAUGUUUGGACCUGAAAAUGUUGACUUCCUGAAUCGCCCUUUGAAUUGGCCCUUCUCGUCAUCUGAGGACUUAGACAGACAAGGUGUAAUUGGAGAAUAUAGUGACAUUCAAGGUAUUGAGGCAUCUCCUUCUUAUCCCAAUGAUGAAAGACUCACAUCAAAGCCUUCAGACAUGCUGAAGAAGGACACCACUCUAGUGGAGGAUGUACAGACAUCUGAAUCUUUGUUAGGAAAGGCUCUACAAAAUCCAACAAAGGAAACAUUACAUUUUCUGUCAAAUGAGAGAAGCCAAGUGUCUGCAGAGCAUCCUCCGCAAAUCAGAGAGAAUGAGCAAACAUUGACAACAUUGCAGAAUGAAAUUUCUGAUAUUCAUUUUCCUUUACCUUUUUCUGACUCUCUUCCAUCACCCAUUCCUGAUUGGAACUCAACUUCAUCACCAUUCAUUGGACCAGACAAUAACCCAGACUACCAAACUCCAUCAGCAGCAAAAAACAACGAGGGACGGACUGAAGGCAUUCCAACAUUCAUACAGAAAAAUCAAACUGGGACAAAUUCUAUUGCAGAUACUAUUUCAACCAGAGUAACAAUAAGCACCGAGGGAGCCAUAGAUGACACCCUAAAUGUCCCAAAGGCCACUGGCACACUUUUGCUCGAGGGUGACAUGGAUAUACCCACCACACCCUGUAAAACAUCAGAUCAGUCCUGGACUCCCAGCUCUCCAGAGGAUUUUACACCAAGUGAGCCCUCGCUUCCCUCUCUGGCUCUCAGUCCUGCCCUUCUGGUUCCUCUGUAUUCAGACUGGAAUUCUGCCUUUGCAACAUGGGGCUUUGCAUGGGAAGCACAUAUCUAUGGUCUGGGAUCUGUCUUUACUUUGAUUUGCCUAAUCUCUGUGGUUUGCCUGUUAGGCUUGCCUCUACGGUGCCCCCCUGGAAUUGGACUUUUUAUAAUGCUACACUUCUUCAUUCUGGCAUUUGCAGGCAUCCAAGGCUUCAGUUUGCUGUAUGACGCUUAUAAUUCUCAAUACCGUCUUCCUCCUCUGGUCACUCAAUUACUCUCAGAAUUACCAAUGCCCUGUUUAAUAUCAGCCUUCUCCUUGGCCUUUUUCCUUCUGUCCUUGCACUCACGCAGCUAUCUUUCACUACCAAUUGCUAUUUCUACCUCAUUUUCAGCCUUGCCAAAGCCUUGUCUUUUGCUGUGUAUGUGCCUGUUGCAGUUUAUGAUCUCACUUGGGUGUGUUGGACUCCUCCAAUUAUUUCACAGUGUCCCCACUGUGGUCAUUUUAUUCCCUCAGGGUUUGUUUGUCUUAAUAGCUAUCUUUCUUUCAUUCUCCUACCUCAUCUUUUACUGCUUGAAACAACUAAACACAAAACACAUUUACAGGCUGAGUGAAAAUGGAGAGACUGGCGGAUCACCAGAAAUGAUACGCCCUGUAAUUUGCCCUUUUUCCAAAGUAGAAGACUGGGACAGAGCAGCAGGAGCUGGAAUAGGAAGUUCACUGUGCUUGUUGGGCUGUGGUGGUUUUCAGCUUUAUGGGAUCUUGCAUGCUCUUGGUUUGGGUGGAAUUGAUGGUUUUGGGUUCGAACCCUGGCCUUGGUGGGGCUACCAGAUUGGCUACAGGUUCUGUGAGAUUGGAGUGUGUCUAGGAUUAUGCAUUAUUGGCACACAUCCUCUGUUUUGUAACAACAACCCCUCUUUGAAAACCAUUAAUAGCAGCAGACCAGGAUCCUGGUCCCGUCUAUCCUGCAACUCCCCUUUGCGAGAACACAGGAGACCCUCACAGGAAGAAGUGAGUUCUCCAGUUCUCUCCACUCUUGAGUCCUGGUCCCAGGUUAAACAGGAAAGCUUGAUGGUCUGCAAUAUUGAUGCCAAGAAGCAGUCAGAAGCGCUUCCUCUUUGCUCAGUGGUUGACUGUCCUGAAAAAGAAGUAGACUGUGCAAACAAGCAGAGCGCAAACAAGAGUACUCUGCCUUUACACACACCUCAAAAACCACCCAGCAAACCUAAAAAUGCAGACGAGCUCCAGCUAUCAUCACUUGAUAGCAUAGGUACAGAUAGUGACUCCACUGGGGAUCUCCGACCCCCAUCUCCCAUAGACUUGUCCCGCAGCAUUGACCAGGCUCUCUUUAGUGAGUCCUUAUUUUCUCACAGCAUUUUUAGUCCACAAAGACUAUUCCAUACUUCCUCUAGUUUUUCAUUGAGCUCUCCUGCCCAGGACUCAUUAAACCAGGGGCCCAAAAGUGCUGUAGAUACUCUACACCGGGCCUCAUCUUGUGGAGACGUGGAUCAAGAGAAUGCUAUAUCCAGUUCCAGAGCUUCUCAACCACAUGGGUCUUUGAUGUCUCACAGGAAAGCACUUGCGCCAACGGAUCAGAUAGACUGGAAAGGGAGCAUUACUGGUUCAACCCAAGGUUUGUGCAACUAUCCAAAACAAACAGGAAAGUUGCGUUCAAAUUCAUGGACAAACAGGGGGCAAUGUAUUGCCCAAAGCAACUUUCCAAGGGCAAUACCCUCUCUGUCUUAUCACAGGAAAUACAGAACCCUGAGCUUAGCAUCCCAAGACAGUCAAGGGUCCGGCCGGUUACCAGUGACUAAGCAUUUAAGUGAAAGCAAGCAGCUUGAAUGGGAUAUGGCAGUACAAGCAGAGUUUGUUAAUGUAUGCAAACAAAUUGAUGCCCUGAGUAUGUGCAGUGACACUAUUGAAUUGUAAAAAGAUUUGAAAAUUUAUGCAAGUUAAGAAUUCAAAGUUUAAAAUAAUAAAGAGACUAUCACCUAUAAUGUAGGUAGAAUGUAUGUUAUUAAUUUAAUGCGGCCUAAAAAUUAUCUGUAAAUAUUGUGUAUCUUGCAAAAAUGUUUUUUUUACACUCUUAUUCUUGUACAAUUUAGAAAUCAGUCCACGGCAUCAAACGUUUGCAAGCAGAAUAUCUGCUCGAUGUUUUUUGCUCAGAACAUUAGUUUGGAGUAAACUUACAAAGGUUUCUUACAAUAAAGACUUCAAGCUCAAGUUUUUGUUUAUCAUGUGAAAUUCCUGUUAAAUGGACGAAAAUGGUGAUCUAUCUGCAGUACAGAUCAACUAAGCUUUUUGCACUUUGGGUGGGAUAUUCUGAUAACAACUUGGAUGAAUUAUUGCAAAUACUUAAUUAUUUUUGUUGUCUAAUCCUGAUCAAAGAGACUGUGAAAGACACAAAAAAAUGCAUUCAGUGACCAUUGUCCAGCAAAUGGUGUGAAGUUAAAGAUCUUUGCCCCACAUCUUCAUUUGACAUUUAUUGCUGUUUAAUUUAGAGAUUAAAAUUCAAAUUUAAAAAAAAGAUACAGCAAUUACCCAAUAACUUCAAAAGGUUUCCACUGAGGGAAUGUUUUCUAUGUUCAUUAUGCUCAAUAUAAAUAGCAAAAAUAAACACAGAUUUUUUAUAUAUAUAUAAAGUGUGAAACUACAAAUUUUAAGCAGUGCAAGUGCUGUAGAUCUAACUUUACUACAAGAAAUUUGAAUGUUUUCAUAAUUAACUCGCCAAACCAUUGGUGAGAAAAUAAGACAAUUUCUUAUUGUUAGCAAAUUAUAUGUAUAUAUGUUUUUAUUUCAGCAAGGGAAACAUUUGCAUAGCAAGAAUGUGUUGUUUAAAUGUCAACCCUGAAACAACAGUGGGAAAUGAAAUAAAGGAUGG